Poecilia latipinna (sailfin molly) is the source of this 876-nucleotide messenger RNA. RefSeq names its product guanylate cyclase activator 1C (gene guca1c). Gene Ontology annotation, molecular function: calcium sensitive guanylate cyclase activator activity; calcium ion binding. The transcript is spliced from 4 exons. The record is from RefSeq and is a predicted model, not a curated record. The coding region runs from base 255 to 824 and encodes 189 amino acids. Lineage: Eukaryota; Metazoa; Chordata; Actinopteri; Cyprinodontiformes; Poeciliidae.
UUCAAUUAGGUUACACCAGAUAAUGACAUUUAUUUCCGCUUUUGUUUUUAACCUAAUGUCCUGAGGUUCUUGGAAGCCUCAGCGCUUAUCCAAUUAAAGUGUUAUCUCUCCUUUGGGCUUAAAGAUUAAGUGUAAACUCUGCAGUGGGUUUCAGACAAAAAUCACAGGUGCCAUCUUCUCUGUGCAUUGGUUUCACCGCCGCUUCUCUGCGGGAUCUGUGACCAAAACAAAAAUCACAAUCCUAAAAAGGAGUGAUGGGCUCCUACAGCUCAAACCUGGAUGAUAUCUUGGAGGAGGACAUGCAUCACUGGUACACAAAGUUCAUGAGGGAAUCACCAUCAGGACUAAUCACUCUGUUUGAGCUGAAGACGAUGCUCGACAUGAACGGCAUGACGGAAGAGGCCAACGGUUAUGUGGACCAGGUGUUCUAUACCUUUGAUAUGGACGGGGAUGGCUAUUUAGACUUUGUGGAAUACAUCGCAGCUAUAAGUUUAUUGCUGAAGGGAGAAGUAAAUCAGAAAUUAAAGUGGUACUUCAAGCUUUUUGAUCAAGAUGGAAAUGGGAAAAUUGACAAGGAUGAGCUGGAAACUAUAUUUAAGGCUAUUCAAGAUAUCACCAGAAGUUACGAGAUACCUCCAGAGACAAUUGUGACUCUUAUAUACGAGAAAAUUGACGUCAAAGGAGAAGGUGAACUGACGCUGGAAGAGUUCAUCAGUGGAGCGAGGGAGCAUCCUGACAUCAUGGACAUGCUCACAAGAAUGAUGGAUCUCACACAAGUCUUGGAAAUCAUAGUCAAAGGUCAAAGGAGGAACGCCGUGAAUUGAGAUGUGAUUCCACAAGCUGGAUUUUUGCUGAGUUAUGCAUUGUAAAUAAUAA